Spirometra erinaceieuropaei is the source of this 11233-nucleotide messenger RNA. The record is from the annotation of a GenBank genome assembly. Lineage: Eukaryota; Metazoa; Platyhelminthes; Cestoda; Diphyllobothriidea; Diphyllobothriidae.
AUGAUCAAAAUCAAGUUGGUUAUACUAUACGGGGUCGGAGUGGUGACGUUCUUGGUCCUCCUAUUUAUCACCUACGAAGCUGACCAAUUUUUAAUCAACAACGUGGCUCAGAAGGCCUUCAACGGCAGUUCAAACCUGUCUAGAUUGACACCACUUUCUGAUGUCGAAACGGCCGAGUGGGCCCUACACAAACCGCCGGCUGCCUUCCCAAUUUGCUCGUACCAGGAACCCUUCGACCUCUCGUUCUGCCUUCCAACCAGUGAGAACAGUAGUGGGGAAACCGUGGAAGGGAAGUGCCAUCCAGAAAAGCAAUUAUUUCCCACUCGUGGCAACAGAUGCAUUUCCUAUGAUAUGCUUCAGACAAUGCCUGACAGCGUUUUAUCCACGGCCCGUCGUCCAGCCAUAUACUCGGUCUACCCACAGGAUAUUCCCCUUCCGAUAGUUGUACAAGCCGUCAAAAACAACAGGCCAAUCCCAGUGGUAUUUACCUUAUUUGCUAAAAUGCAGUACAUUAGUAUCAUACUAUUUUACCGAUAUAUGUAUAUAUAGAGUAGGUAAGCUAACUCAUGAAAAGUCAAAGGAAAAUACGAAAUGCGUUUUGAUUUCGAUAAGAUUAAAUAAACAGGGUUGUAAAGCUAAUCGUGAGGCAUCGUAAUUAUAUAAAAAAACUUCGUUUCGGCUGCAUCCAAAAUUAUACUCCGUAAAAAAUCCUCUUUAAUUAGCAUGCAUUUUUCUUACCGAUUUUCGAGUAUCUUAAAUAUCUGACUAUUUUACAUAUCCAUCGUAUGUAAAACUACUCAUUAUUUUGCUCAAUUGGUAGACGGUUACGCCUUCUGCCAAUUUUAUAGUCGAAAGAAUGGUAUAAUUCGCUUUUUACAAACUUUUUCAAUGUCCGAGUAAUUUUUAACCCGACCUGCUGUUACUCUUGGAUCCAGGAUUUCUCAACUGCAUGCCGUACACUUCUCUGCGGCAAGAAGAGGAGACUAUAUGGGGUUAAUAAAAUAAAGUAGCGAAUUAGAGCCAUAUCGUUAACUUUACAAGCAACAUUGGUAAGUGCAGAGAAAUGACGUUUUACCAACGGCCAUUUCACGGUAUUAAAAAGUUCCUAAUUAGAAACUUUUUAAACUCGAAUUAUACCCUUUCCUUCGAGCAAAUAAUUUAAAGAUGUACUUUUCUGACAAAUGAACAAAAAAAGAAUAGGUUUACGCAUGUUUCUCAUGAAACAUAUUUGAAUGUUUAAAAGCAUUCAAAAUCAGCGAGAAAAAUGCACGAUUUGAAGUGGUCAUUUUUACGGAGUAUCGUUUUAGCAUUUAGCGGGAAAGACGUUCGUUUGAAAGCCGUCAUCCUAAGGAAACUGGAUUAUUAUGGAAUCACGCUGCAGGCUGACCAGUAUUACAACCAUGUUUAAUCAAUCUUUUUGAAACUAAAACGCAUUUGCAAAUUUGAGUUGACGUUUCAUGAGUUAGCCCACCUACUGUUUGUCAGGAGUACGGUAUAAUACCUCCGCUAUAUAUAUGCAGAAUGGUAUUGCCGAAAAAGACAAGGCGACUGGAAUGGCCAUUUCUGGUUUAUUGGCCGUCGUCAGCCAGCUACCCAAGCCCGAAGUGUGGAACACCCGAGCCUCGAACUCGCGACCUGUUGGUUUAGAAGUCAACACCUCUACUCACCGGGCCACGAGCCCGUUGCCUUGUCGGUUUUCGAUCGGGAAUAUACAAUGUUAGGGGGCGCUCACCGAUCGUUCAUACGGAACUCACUCGUUCCGUUGUGCCUUAUGGACACUUUCUCGAGCCCAAUCAGCAGCCGCACAGCGGCGCAUGAUAUAUAGGCAGAAUGGUAUUGCCGACCAAGACAAGGGAAACUGGAAUGGCCCGGUGAGUAGAAGUGUUGACUUCUAAACCAACAGGUCGCGAGUUCGAGGCUCGGGGGUUCCACACUUCGGGCUUGGGUAUGGCUGGCUGACGACGGCUAAUAAGCCAGAAAUGGCCAUUCCAGUCUUCCUUGUCUUUUUCGGCAAUACCAUCCCGCCUAUCUAUCAUGCGCCGCUGUGCGCCUGCUGGUUGGGCUCGAGAGAGAGUCCAUAAAGCACAACGGAACGAGUGAGUUCCGUAUGAACGGUCGGAGAGCGCCCCCUAACAUUAUAUAUAUAUAUGCAGAAUGGUAUUACCAACAAAGCCAAGGGUGACUGUAAUGGCCAUUUCUGGCUUACUAGCCGUUUUCAGCCAGUCAUACCCAACCCCGAGGUGUGGAACACUUGAGGCUCGAAAUCGCGACCUGUCCACGCCUCUAAUUACUGGGCUACGAGCCCAUUGCCCUAUGUGUGCGUUUGUGUUCGUGCGUGUAUCGCAUACAUUUAUACUUUAUGCAUACGUAAGUGAAUCGAUUUCGAGGCGCGCAGACUUGAAAUAAACAAACAACGCUUUUGCAGAAAAUGUGCCAGAAUAUAUCCUCCGCAAUGUUGGAAAUGGUGUAUUUUUAGAUGAAAUCCUCAUCGCAGCACCACAGCGCAUACCAUUGUGAUAAUUGUUGUGGCGUAGAAUUAAAAUUUUCAGUUGUGUACUGAUUAGAAGCCCUUUUCAGCCCGCCUAAACGCAACUACUCCUCUUGAAAUAAAUAUUUUUUUCGUUUAGCGCCCAUAGGGUACUUCCAUGGCUACGAACAUGUUAUUUAUUACGAGUUUAUAACGGACUGCGAAAUCAUGUCACUCGCUACAUUUUGAAUGCGUUCACAUAGGAAUACGUGUGGACAGGUAAUUGGGUCCCAAUCCAACCUUUUACAAUGGCAAUUUCAAUAGAGACUUUCAUGAAUAGAAUCGAAUACUCUUCCAGUAGCCACACCAUAGGCCCAGUGUGUAUCCAAAGAUACAUUCUUGUUAUCUGUAGGCGCACAUUUUAAACCUUAAAAGUACGAAAGGCCACGUGAUCCCUUUUGAGGCAAUUGUUUCAUUGGCUGAGAGGUAUAUAAACGAAUGAGCGAAAUUUCUCUUUCAAGUCAAUAGAUAUUGCGCAGCAAGCAACCUCUGACUAAGUCUCGUCUUAAUCCCCAUUCGCAUGCACAACCUUCUAGCAUGACCGCAUGGAAAAUUUACAUCCGUCACACGGCUGCUUUGCAAAUGAGUUAAGUGUCGUUUGCGGCGACUCAGGAUCUAGAGCAAAUCGCACGCUUAGGUUUGCUUCUACGUAGAUAUGCAAACGGGCCGCGAGCAAGGCCGCACAUGAAGCAAUCGUAUUGCUAAACAAAUAUGUCAAACGCCCCUCCCCCUGCGUAUGCUAUACUGUACUGUUAUGCGGAAAGAGGUAGCCCGUCAGAGGAGGAUGCGAUGCCUAAGACAGCAAGUUUACUGGCCCAUCCUCAGGCGACAAAAACAUGUAAGGGUUGCAGAGGCACAAAGACUGCAGCAUUAAUAGUACGCAGCCCCCUUGACACGAAAUGCCUACUAUACUUAAUACCUCUCGCGAUCACCGCCGUAAAGCAUGCGAUCGUCUCACAUUAUGUGUUCAAGGGCGAAUCCAGAGCGUCAGGCCAGCAGACCUUUUGUUCCAGUGAUCGUAUCUUCGUGUUCGCACUGCCUGCUUGAACUCGCUUGUUCGCAUCUACCGGCAAGGCAACCCAUGCUAGUGCUCGAAGGGCGCUAACAGGAACUUUACAGUCCUGUCAGGAGGCUGAAGUUGAUAUUACUUUAUUCAGUCACGAUUUGGCCCAUAUAUCCUGUUGAAUUUUCAGUAAUUUCUCCAAUGAACCGCGAAUAUCACCCCAGGAAGAGAAUGCGCAAUCGCUCGUAGAAGUUGAGUCUCGUUUAUUAAUCCUAAAAGAGGACAUACUAAGAUGCAUAUCUUCUCAUUAAUUUGCUGGGGACUCCUACGUUCCUUUCAAUGGGUCAUAAACCUUCUAAGAUAACUAAGGACUAUUUCCUAAAUCUGAAAAAACCCAGUAAGACAGGCGGCUGACCAGGUUUAGUGGUCGAAAAUGGUGGUCAGGGCCUCCAUUUACAACAAGCAGCUAUAAUCAAGGGAGGUACGCAUUUCUUUGUCUUAAUUACAACAUCGACACGCCCCGGGGACAAAUAUUUCACUGUUUAACCUUUUUAUUGAAUGUAUGCGUGAGAAGCCUAACACAGGCGUGGCUCGAAUAGGUAAAGUUCAAACAAUGCCGGCGAUUACGCCCCCACAAAUCGCCAGACGUCGUUUUUGUGCUUCUCAUUCCAGUGCAAAGCGUGGGUGUGUGUUGAAAGACAUCGAGAGGCAGAUGUUGCUUAUGUCACCGCCGCCAUCUCGAAACGACCGCUAUUCGGUUUGACCUUGAAGACGAAGUUGACACAAAACUCAGGAUUUCCACCCACUCUGGACUCGAUCCUUAUGCAUUGGCAAUUCUCAAGCCUUGCCAUUGCAGCCGCGGGUAAGAAUUCAACAGAGACUGCCAAAUUUUCGCAGCAACAUAUCAGUUUGGAUAGAUACGACUCUGGUAAGCGCAUAUAUUUACAAAAUCAAAAAAAUCGAAUUUAUUUCACGAUAGAAAAUAAAGUUAUCACGGAUAACGAGAGAUGGCAAUGGGAAUAAGUACCUGUGAAUACGGGAUCGGGAGAUUUCUGAAGCAACAGCGCAAAACUCAAGCCGUCUCCACUUAAUUUCACUUAGACCUAUUAAGGAGUGGUUUUUUUUCAUUAACCUGUUAGUCAGCGACUCAUACAGUGGGUGGGUUAAGUCAUGAAAUGUCAACAGAAAUUCCGAAAUUCGUUUUCAUCUCGACAAGAUUAAUUAUUCAGGAUUGUAAAACUAAUCCUCUUACAGCAUAAAUCUAUAAUAAGUCAGUUACCUCAGCACGCCGGCUUUCGCACAAAGGUUUUUUCGGCAGCAUCCCAACACCAUUCCCUGCAAAAAUUGAAUACUUAUUAGCAUGCAUUUUUCAGUGAUUUUCGUUGCUCCUGAUGAUUCAAAUGUAUUUCAUGGAAAUCAUGCAUAAAGGUCAUCAUUAUUUUGCUCAUUCAGUUCAAAAGUACGUCUUCUUUCAGUUUUAUGCCCGAAGGAAGGGUAUAAUUCGGUUUUAAAAAGUUUUCAAUUGUGAGAUUUUUUAAUACCGUGAAAUGACCCUUCAAAAAGUGUAAUGUCUCUGUAUUCAACAGUGUGGCUUGCAAAUUUGAAAAUGUCGCCAAAUCCUCUGCUUUAUUUUCUAAACCCCAUAUGGUACCAUCUUCAUACGGCAAAGAACUGUAUGGUUUAUCGAACGCAGUCAUUUUACGGUUUGUGGUUUGGGAACCCAGAAUGAAAGUGGGUGGGGUUCAAAAUUAUUCGGGAAUUGGAAAAUUUCUACAAAACCAGAUUAUACCCUUCCUUCGAAUGUAAAAGUAGAAGGCCUAAAACGUAAUUUUUCACAAAAUAAGUCCAAGAAUGGAUAUUUUUAUGUAUGUUUUCUAUGAAAUAUACUAAUUUCAUUAAGAGCAUCAAAAGUCACCGUAAAAGGCAUGCUAUAUGAGUAGACACUUUUUUUACUGAGUGAGAUAUUUGAAUGCAGCCGAAAAGAAGUUUCUUCGAAAGCCGGCAUGAUCUACGGCGGUGAUCGCGAGAGGACUUGAGAACAGUACGCAUAUGGUGCCAAGGCGGUUGCGUACUAUUAAUACUUAGUCUUUGUGCCUCCGAAACCCUUGCCUGUGUUUUUUGCCCCCGAGAAUGGGUUCAAGAAGUCAGACAAGUAGAAUUGCUGUCUUAGGCAUCACAUCUUUCUCUGAUGGGCUGCCUUUUUUCGCAUAACUGUGCAACACAACAUACGCGAGGGGAGGGGCUUUUGACAUAUCUGUUUAGCAAUACGAAGGGUGAUUUAUAUCAGGUUUCAGGAAGUCACAAAACUGGGAAACUUGUUACUAUGCAAUUCCCUGUUUGUCCUCCGACUUGGAGUUGAAGUGCAAGUGAAGAUAAAUGUGGUGAAAUAUAUUUUUCUAGAUUGCCGCAUAUUCUUUCAUGUAUGCUAAAGACCACUGCCGCAUUUCAAGCCGUAUUUGUCAGAGGUACAUGCAAGGAGAGGUUAAAAUUUUGCGACGGAAAUUUGGUGCAGCUAAGCUUAAAUUAAUCGGACCGGGUUGAUAAUCUGAGGAAAACAAAGUGCUCACUGAAGUGCUUCUUCAACGGAUAGAACACUUGAUGGUCACCAAUUAUCAAUCAAAGCUGUGGGCUCGUUACGUCGAUGACACCGUUGCCAUUGUCAAAUCAUCCGACGUGAAGUCCCUCAAAGAAUUACGGAACUCGGUUGACCCCAAUAUUCAAUUCAAGAUGGAAGCUGAAACAAACAAUCAACAUCCAUUACUCGAUAUACUUGUGCGUCGGUGUGGAACUGGGCAAUCACAAAUUACCGUUUUAAGAAAAGCCAUCAACAAAGACAAAUACUACGUCUCAACAGCAAUCGCCCCCUCUCUCACAAACGCAGCCGUGUCCGUACUCUAUUUCAAAUAAGUGAAAUACACCAGCCGACAAAACAGUUGCAUGACAAUACGUUCAUGAACUCUUUCGAACCAAUGGAUACCCAAGCUACUUCAUCAAGCAAAGCAAGUGCCGAUCCAACAGACGACGGCCACAAAAAGAACAACCCGAAGUCUGAAGGACUACUCCUUACAUGAAAGUAGUCUCCGAGGCGGUUUCAUGACUGUUAUAACCCGCCAGGUUAGGCAUUGCCCAUCGUCGUCGUUUGAUGCAUCCUAAACACAUGCUGCCACCCACAGAAACUUCAGCAAUUGUCUAUCAAAUACGUUGUAACGAAGGAGACUGCAACUACGUUGGAGAAACUAGACGGAAAUUGCAACCGUCUACAUAAGCACAAACUGGCAACUCGGAGACUAGACUCAAACUCAUAGUUUGGCGACUUACGUCAGGGAAACUGGUCACAAUUUGGAUUUUCAAGGAACAGCCCUCUUAGGCUGGAGCACUUUAAGGGCAGGGCGUCUUACACUUGAGGCAUAGUACUCAGAUGCCGACUCUAUCAACAUGCAUCUAGACUUUCAUUCAGCCUAUAAAUUCUUACGUCAUUACCCACGCCUUGACGAAGACAAAACGCUCAUACGGAGCCUAAGACUACCGAGCAAACGCGGCCUGUCGACCAAUGCGUCCAAAAGGGGGACGCAAACGCAAGUAACUCCAGUUGAGGUGACGAUGCACAAUAGAGGAGACCACCAACACUUACAGGCGACGACCGGUAGGCCAAGGCAGCGAAAAAAGAACAAAAGUCGACCAGCCCAGCGCCAAAUAAUUCGGAUGUCCAUUAAAAAUUCUGAUCGAUUUUUCACUAUAUGCUUUAAUAAUGGAAAGCCGCCCCAGGUCUUCGAAACGUCAGCCAUGCAAGUCUCUCCAUUUUUUCAGGCUUACCAAUGUCAGGGCCUAAUUUUUAUGUUGGCGUGUGACACACAACGGGAAAGUUAUGUGCCCGAAAACUCACGCCUGCCAGAGGACAUUACUUUUGACUUAAAGAGGAUUUUUCUGGUCAAUGGGUAGGAAUCGAAUACGCGUCUGGUGUUAGAAUUUCGACUUGAAUUUAGCAUUUCGGGUCAGCAGUUUGGUAUGCUGGACGUAAAUCAGGGGCGUUAACGAGUGAAGACUGCUCCUUCAUUCUUCGCCGAAGGCCAUAUUGGCCACAAACUCUCUUCAACGGCGCGUAGAGGUUUCACAACAUGUCAGAUUUUACGCACUGGACGCAUUGUUCAGUUGUGACUUAUGUUCAGAUCGAGUGUUCAGGUUAUUCCACCAACUCGAUAAGUGUUGAAAACUACUCUGGUAAAGACAUACAUGUGCACUGAGAAAAGUAAACUAAGGUCUCUACUUUCCAUUUUGUCCUGGGUUUGGUUAUUUUCGUUAUUUCAAGUUGGUUUACGAUGAAAAGCGAACGCCAAAUUAAUUUUCUCGACUCCGUUUUCACCGAGGUUCUUAACCAGCCUAUUUGCGGUGUGGCCAUUAAGCUGAAGACAAAUGAAGGCUUUGCGCUGCCACAUAUACUGACAAAAUGAAAGUCUUCGGGAGAAUUCUUUUCCUCCAACUACUGCUCUGCUAAUUCGCAAGAUGCUUCAUAUGUUUGUGUGUGUGUUUCUUGAAUGCGCCCGUUAUCAAAUGCGUGGCCGUGGUCUGUCAACAUUUAUAAGACGACACAGUUCUUCAUAGAUUCAGAUAUGUACCUUCUGCUGCUCUGGGAGGCAUGGACUAUAUUGGUGUGGUUUAUACAACAGUUUCUGCACAGAGGAUAGAUGGUGUCUUUUUGGUUUCGUUUUCCUGUUAUUUAAGGAGCAAACUGCUGGCACCAACAGGGGAAGAGCCUCACUUAAGCGUUAGACUUAUUUUAAAUUGUACCAUUAUUAUAGUUCGGAUAUGACUAACUCCUGUUGUUGUAUAUUUUGUUCCCAACAGCGUCCUUGAACUUAUAAUCUGUGCCUGUUAACCAUAAUAAAAUUCAACGUUUAAUAUUUAGUUUUCACUUCCAGCAUCCUGGAUUAGAAGACAACACCUCCCACGAACGACUUUUCAAUGAAACUUUACACGUCUUACGUAUUCAACUGCCAUUUUUUUAGGGCAGCAAAGAGUUUUGCCUGGCGUAACCAUGGUAGGUUAGCCGUUAACGUACGUUUGUAAUUACUUCCUCAUCAAGGAAAAUUUCCCCCUCCCACUAGCACCGACGUACUGCCUCGACAAUCUUGACCACAGAGUGAUCUUUCAUCUGCAAGUUCACUUUUCCGAAAAAAAUUUAUCCCUAUCCUUCUUCUGCCUGAUCUUCUAAUCUUACUUGCCGACAACUAUUAGCCCGACUUUAAGAAGGAGUACUUUUGCUUUUAAAAGGUGUCCGAUCAGGCGAUGUUUUGAGAUCGUGAAAGUUCUACCCCUAAAUCAUGCUUUCCGUCCUUUUAUUAAUGCUGCUUGUAAGGCAUACAACAUGGCCUCAUACCACUGCAAAAUUUAACCAGCCCUAAACGAUAUCUUAUCAUCAUAUAUAAAUAUGUGAUUUUUCCCGCAGAUGAAAUAAGGACUUUGUAAUUUGGAAACCAUGAAUGCAAGUGUAACGUCAGAUUGGGUUCAAAUAUUUCGGAGACUGUACAGUUGUCUAAAUCCGAAAUAUGCACUACCUUUAAGUAUCAAAUUUAAAGAGCACGCAAUUUUCGGCCAAAUGGACAAAGAAAUGAAUAUUUUCGCGCAGUUUUCCUAAAUAUAUUUAAAUCUAUAAGCACAUCGAGAACAAAUUGGAAAAGUUCAUACGACGUUAAGUGGAUGUGUUAACUCAUAAAAUGUAAAUCGAAUUUUGGAGGAAGUUUAUUUAACUCGAAAAAAAUAACUUAAAUAUGAUUAUAAUAUUGGUCGCCAUGCAAAAUAAUCCCAUAAUAAUUUAGUUUCUUCGGGAUUCCGGUUUUAAAUGAACAAUCAUCCGGUCGCCUGCAAAAAACAAUCUGCUAAUAUUGGCUACUUAUUUAGUAUGAAUUUCUCGCGUUGGUUUUCAAUGGCGAAAUAAAUUCAAAUAUUUUUCAUUAAAAGUAUGCAUUAAAAUAUUCAUGCUUUUACUCCUUUGGUAGUAAAAUACGUCCUCUACUAAGACUAUACUUAUACUACGGGUAUAACUCGCCUUUGAAAAUCUUCCAUUCUCGAUUAAGUUUGAAGCGCAUUCGCCGUUCCCUUUGAAUUCGGGGUAGCAAAACUUAAAGCUAUAUAUUUUCUUUGUACGGAAAAUCAAAUAUUUCCCCACAAUAUUGGGAGAAGACUAUAUGUGGUUAAUGAAAUCUGACAGUGGAUAAGAGCCAAACUAUAAACUCUACAAGCAAAAUUAGUAAAUACAGAGAACAACAUUUCAUGGUCUGAAAAAUCUCAUAGUUCGAAACUUUUUGAAACUACAUUACACGAUUACUUUAAGAAAAAAAAUAAAAGACGUAAUUUUUCAAAAAAUGAGGAUUCCUUUACAUGCUUUCCAGGAAAUAUAAUCGGAUUUAUAAGAACAUCGAAAGUCGGUAGGAAAAGUUCGUACUUAAUAAAUAGUCGGUUUUUGCAGAAAGCAAUUUUUGCAGGCGGUUGCGAAAAAGUUUGUUCAAAAGCCGAAAUUCUGUGGUAAUUAAAGUAAUAAGAAAUGAUAUCGCAAGGCAAUUAUUAUUACAACAUUGCUUAAGCAAUCUUUGCGGAUCGAAAACGUAUUUCACAAUUUCGGUUAGCACACCUACUGUAAGCAGUCGUGAAUUUUUUGCAAGAAAAUCCUUCAUAAACCGACAUUCUGAUGUGAGUGAUGAAUCCUGCUAUUAUGCCGCGCGACUUUUAGUCUUAUGACCCUACUUAAGUAAUUUUUUCUUAUCAAAGAUACGUUUCGGGUUUUCGGUUAACGUUAAUGAGAGAGCACAUCUACUGUACCAACAUCAUGUGUUCUUUAGGGUGGGUAAAAGUAAAUUUUGGCGUGGAUUUUUAAACCCACUACCACACAUUUUCAGGCCCCUUUCAAUAACCCCAAACUUGCACUGCUACGCACAAGUCAGUCUAUCUGCCCUCUCACCGGAAAUCAGAGUCGCGCACGGUACGACCUAAUCAUCAUUGUUAAGAGUUCACCAGACAAUGCAGCACGCCGGUCUCAACUGCGCCAGCUGAUCAGCCGUCAAGCGGCCACGCUGGCCAGUCCUGUCGGGCUCCUCUUCAGCCUAGGCGUCCCGGCCGACACCGUCAGCCAAUCACGACUCCUGCAUGCCAUCAACGAUGAGGCCGACCGUUUUGAUGACAUCCUCCUGACCGACUUCAUGGACACCUACUAUAAUCUGACUCUGAAGACUCUGGCGAACCUGCGAUAUGCUCAUGUGGCCUGUCAGGGAGCCGCUCCGCUGGUCGCCUUCAUGGAUGAUGACCAUGGCCUCAAUUUGUCAGCUUUGCUCCCCUAUUUUCGCGCCUUCGAUGAGCGACAGCUGCGGCAAUCUGUAUUCGGCCACAUACACGGCACGCCAAAGGUCAUUCGCAGUCCAGAGCACAAGUGGGCUCUUACGAGAGGCGAUAUGCCCUUCUAUAUGUAUCCGGACUACGCCGCUGGUCCAUGCUACUUUAUCGGCGCGGAGGCUGUGGAAGCAAUUUCGAUAGCCGCAGUCUUCACCAAGCCGUUCUCCAUGGAGGACGCCUAUGUGGGCAUGACAGCGACGAAGCUGGGCAUCCACAUGCACCAGUUGCCAGGUGUAUACCUUCAUGGACCUAGAAAAGGAUUACUAUUACAACAGACGCCACUAGUAGCCUUGUUGAAAUACUUCGAGCAGCAUACGCCUUAG